Messenger RNA from Xenopus laevis (African clawed frog), 1118 nucleotides. Its product is annotated as serine/threonine-protein kinase N2-like. Bases 1 to 753 code for a protein of 250 amino acids. The record is from RefSeq and is a predicted model, not a curated record. The transcript has 6 exons. NCBI's taxonomy places the organism in Eukaryota, Metazoa, Chordata, Amphibia, Anura, Pipidae.
AUGGGAAUGGGGGGGGGUGAUUCUCAAGGGUGUUCUUUCAGGGUUGGAUCACAACAGAAUAUAUCACUACAACCGGAUUUUAUUUUUUCUCUAUUUAGGUUUUACACCGCAUGUGUAGUGCUUGGCCUGGAGGCAUUACACCAGAUCGGCAUUGUACAUAGAGAUCUAAAGCUUGAGAAUUUGCUGCUGGACCAGGAGGGAUAUCUGAAAAUCGUUGAUUUCGGCCUCAGCAAAGACAGAUUUGGAUACAGCGACCGUACGAACACCAUGUGCGGCACAAGAACCUACAUGGCCCCAGAGAUCUACAUGAAAAUAGGAUACGGCAUGGCCGCUGACUGGUGGGCCUUGGGAGUCACUGUAUACAUUAUGCUCAUGUAUGAGUUACCAUUCAACGACGAAGAUCCAAUUGAGCUAAUGAAGAGCAUCCGUUAUGAUGAAAUCGAGUUGCCAGAAGACCUAUCAGAGGAUGUCUCUAAUUUUAUAUAUCAACUCUUAGAAAAAGAUCCAGAAUAUCGGCUUGGAUCUGGCGAGGCUGGUGCUGAAAUGAUCAAAGAGCACCCCUUCUUCAGAGAUAUGGACUGGGAACAACUUUUACACCGAAAAAUAAGGCCUCCAUUUGUGCUAAACCACCAAGGCCAUCUGGAGAGCUUGAACGACCCUGAAUGCCAAGCUCCAGCACUGACACCACUUGCUGUAAGGAUUCCAUCAGAGCUGCAGGAGGCAUUCAGAGGAUUCGAUUAUACACCUGAAUAAACAUCAAAACAACAAAUAAUGGUCGGUAUGGACGGGGUAGGUGGAGGGCCAGUCCAUAUUCUCUUAAGAAGUGCCAGCUGUAUAAACCAAGCUCCAGCACUGACACCACUUGCUGGAAGGAUUCCAUCAGAGCUGCAAGAGCCAUUCAGAGAUUUGACACCUGAAUAAACAUCAAAUAAGGCGUUGAACUCCACGGCGCAAUGUCUUCUGAUCCGACGCACUGAGAGGAAACGCAGGCGACCAGUCUGAGGCUCCGAAUAUAAUGUAAGUUUUAGAAAAUCACAUCUACAAACUACAUACAACACAACUGUCGGAUGACGAUGCAGCGUUCACAUCCAACAGUUGUGUCGUUUCGGAUGCAUGUA